Nilaparvata lugens (brown planthopper) is the source of this 3346-nucleotide messenger RNA. Its product is annotated as multiple inositol polyphosphate phosphatase 1. The record is from RefSeq and is a predicted model, not a curated record. NCBI's taxonomy places the organism in Eukaryota, Metazoa, Arthropoda, Insecta, Hemiptera, Delphacidae. Gene Ontology annotation, molecular function: inositol phosphate phosphatase activity; acid phosphatase activity. The transcript has 10 exons. The coding region runs from base 226 to 2106 and encodes 626 amino acids.
UGAUAAUGUAACCAACAAUCCGGUUGCUUGGAUGCAUCUCUACAAACUAUCUUUCUUUGUGUUUAAACUCUUGUGCUGUGAACACAAGUUUUCGCCUCCUGAGUGAACACAAUCAAAUGGAUUCGUAUUUUUAAGAAAUUUUCAUAUCAGUUUAAACAGGCUAGUGACAACAAUUGUGUACUUGGAUUUCAGGUUUCACUAAUCAGUUGAAGGUGUCAUCAAACGAUGUCACCAUGGAGCUUGACAAUUAUGUUGGUGAUUUUUGUGGUGGAUCAGACAUCUUCACAUCAGAUCAUGCAUCAUCACAAGCAUCGAAGACCAUCCUAUCUAGAAACAGAGCAUUGUUAUGCUAAUGAACAGAACCCAUAUCUAUACUUUGCGUCAAAAACUGCUUACAAUGCAGUUUAUAAACCAAAUUCGCGUGACAUCAUACCAGAUGAGUGCGUUCCUGAGCAGUUAUGGAUGCUUGUCAGACAUGGAACAAGAUAUCCAUUGCUGAGGAAGAUGAAAGGAUUUCUAGAGCUGGGCAAACUUAGGGACGAAAUUGUAAUGAAUCAUGAAAACCAACAUGGCGAACUAUGUGAAGAAGACUUGAAAAAUUUGAGAAAUUGGAGAAUGAAGAAUGUAUCUUUGUUGGAAAGCGAUCACCUGACACAAGAAGGCUUCCAAGACCUGUGGGAUAUCGGCAACAGGACAAGGGCUAGGUUCCAAAACCUCUUCAAUAAACCAUACUCUGCUGACAACUACAAGGUGCAGUACACAAAACACUCCAAAACAAAACAUAGUGCAGAAGCAUUUGCUCUUGGACUAUUCCAUACAGAAGCAAUCAAUAUUCCUGAACCGAAAGACGACGAUCUUCUUCCCCAGAUUUAUCCGAACUGCAAAGUUGCUCCAAUCCCUGAUGCCGAUGAUCCUGAACAUGGUGGAAAAAUGGAGAGAGCUUUAUUCAAAGAAGGGGAACUGGUAGCCAAGGUUGUACACAAAGUCAAUAGAAGACUUGGAUUCGUAGACCACAAGUUGACAAUUGAUGAAAUUGAACAAGUGUAUGAUAUCUGCCGAUAUGAGAAAUCAUGGAAUUUCAAUAAGUUGAAUCCCUGGUGUGCUGUUUUCACUGCAGAUGAACUCCAAAUUAUGGAAUACAUUGGUGACCUGUCCUAUUAUUAUAAUUCAGGCCACGGCUACUCCGCCAACUUGAGAACAGGAUGUCCUCUCGUCAGAGAUAUGAUGGAAACAUUCCGGGACGUGGCCAACCACGAGCACAAAGGAGCUAAAGCCGUAUUCUACUUUGGUCACUCCACAACAAUGUACAAUCUGUUCGCCAGACUUGGACUGGCCAAAGAUGCCGAACGAAUCACACACGACAACUACUACGAAAUGCUGCCCAACAGACAGUGGCACACCUCACUGCUCGCCCCUUUCUCCGCCAACUUUGCAGCAGUAUUCUUGAGAUGCAACAGUGGCACAAAAGACAGAGUGGCAUUCUAUCACAACGAAGCCCCAUUCUUGUUGCCGGGAUGCAACAGUUACGCCUGCGAUUGGACUACAAUCGACAACAAAUACAAAAGCAUCACUGACCCCACAGUGUGCAACUUUGACUUGUGCACUAAGAAUGGAACAGUGGCAACCAGCAUCAAGACGGAGCACAAAGGCGCCAAUUCGCAUGCAAGCAUCACAGCGAUUGAUGCCAGUCACAGUGCACACAUUCACAGUCGACUCCUACAAGGUGACAGCCAUUCAAGUGCCAACAAAAUCAUACUUUCAAACAAUACAGAAGAUAACAACACACAACACAAUUCUAACCAAAACAUUCAGAACAAUUUGCAAGCAUUACUCAUGAGGAGAGGCCCCUUACCUAAGCCUCAACAACAAUCUAAUAGCCACUCUCAAAUCCUUCAGCCACAGUCAAAUAAUGAUGGAAUGUUUCAUCCUAAAGGUAAUAAUGGUGGCCCAAACAUGAUGUACAUCCUCCCAAUAGUUGUUGUUUCAAUUGUUCUAUUCGUAAUUUACAAAAGAGCGAAAUCAAGAAAAACAAACUCAAUGAGAUUUUCAAGACUGAUGACCGUAGAGUUCACAAACACACAGUCUGAAGCAUUAUUGCUUGCAUAAUGUAGAAACAUUAUUUUUAAUUUUAAACAUAAUCUAUUUUCAUUUUAUUGUGCAUUGACUAACUAAAUUUUACUGAGUUGUAGUUGUAAUUUCGGAGAUGACAUAUUUAUAUAUUUCUAACGAAAGACACAGUACGCAUUUGAUGAAGUGAAUAAUAUGAUAUUCUUAAGUACAUUUCUCAAUAUUUUUUAUCAGUUGACUAUAAUUCUCGAGUGAAUAUUAUAUGCGAUCUCAUUCAUUUGAUAUUAUAUUCCUAAGGAUGCCCAAGUGAACCCAAUUAUGUGAUAUGAACCAAGAAUUAAAAUGUUUCUAAGAAUGAAUGGUGUUUUAAUUUGAUUACAUUCAUUUAUCCUCCAAUAUUGCAAAAUAAUACUAUUUUUGGUUAAGAUUUCCAAUUGCAAAUUGAAAAAUUGGGGUUUGCAAAGAGAAAUUUCAACGGCGUGUCUUAUUACUUUUUUAUAUUGAAGUCCACAGAAGUGAAUCUUUGUGACAGGUUCAAAUUUAAAUAGAAUCAUUCAAGUGAAUGGUGUGGUAGAAUUUAUUUAAAUGUCAAUAUUCGUAGGUAAAGUUUUAAAUGAAAUGAUAGUUAAUUACAAAAACUGAGAAUGUUUUUGCUACAUUUAUCUACAAUAAUAUGGAAUUGUCAAAUAUGAAAUCAUAGAAGAGUGAAUUGGAACAUUAUUUGAGUGAUUCAAACUUAUUUCUGAAAUUCACACAUGACGAAUUCACACAUUAUGAUGAAAUUAUCAAAACUUAACAAUGAGACCUACGAUAAAAAAUGUAAAAAGUUGUCCUUAUUUAGCGUUAUUCCUGCUAAAAACUGAUAAGGUUUGGAAAUUUCAAUGUUUAGGUUCUGAUCAAAUGCAUGUUAUUAUAAGAAUUCCUUGAUAUUUAUUCCUAUAUAUUUAUCAAUAUCUGAUACAGCUAUGUUAAUCUAUUUUUUUAGGAAGUAUCGAAAUUACAUCGAAUGAAGACAAUCAACGGCCAACUCCAAAAGGAAGAUCCAAUUUCGAGCAAUCUCGAUCAAGGAAGAGAAACCUUGCCAACUUAUUAUAUAUUACUUUAUCUGUUUUGAAUUUAACUGGGAAAUAACUUUAAAAACUUAUACGAGUAACUUAGAUAUUACAAUACGCAAGUAAUGAGUGUGUGUAAAAUAAUUGUGUAAUUAUUUCAAUUUAUUAUUGUUAUUUGAUUUCUUUAUAUAGUUGGUAUAUAAAUUAUAAGUAUUAUGAUAGAUUGA